UAUUCAAUGAAUACAGUUAAAUUCAGAUUUUUUCUAAAAAAUUAUCAUUUCAUAUUUCUUUUAUCUCUCCCCCACUUAACCCAAUGUCUAAUUUUAGUUCACAAUUUGUUUAAAGUCAAUUUUGCAUUCGCGACUUCCACUAUCAUCGCAGCUUCCAAAUCCCUCAGCGACCAACACAUCCUCUCCAUUAUGACCUAUCGGGCAAUACAUUGUGAACGGCUGACUUUCGCCAAUAUAUUCGUGAAAAUCUUUGGAUAG
Molecule: messenger RNA, 258 nt
Organism: Meloidogyne enterolobii
Lineage: Eukaryota; Metazoa; Nematoda; Chromadorea; Rhabditida; Meloidogynidae
Source: the annotation of a GenBank genome assembly